Molecule: messenger RNA, 1542 nt
Organism: Octodon degus (degu)
Lineage: Eukaryota; Metazoa; Chordata; Mammalia; Rodentia; Octodontidae
Gene: Proz
Product: protein Z, vitamin K dependent plasma glycoprotein
Exons: 8
Coding region: 119-1342 (407 amino acids)
Biological process (GO): proteolysis; blood coagulation
Cellular component (GO): extracellular region
Molecular function (GO): serine-type endopeptidase activity; calcium ion binding
Source: RefSeq, a predicted model, not a curated record
GAGUGGUCCUAGCACCUCUGGACGGGGCUCCUCCUGGCCUCCCCACGCCUCCUGCACCUCCCAGGACUGGACUUUGGCUGUUUGAUCACCUGGCCCUGCUGGGCCAGCUCCGAUCAGCAUGGCCGGCCGCAUCCCGCUGCUUUGGGGCCUUGUCAUCGUCCUCCUCCUCCCCUGGGCAGAACUGUCGGUGUUUGUUCCAGCCUCAAGGGCAAACCAGGUUCUGCUCAGGAGGAAGCGUGCUGGCUCCUACAUCCUGGAGGAGCUCUUCGAGGGCAACUUGGAAAAAGAAUGUUAUGAAGAGAUCUGUGUCCACGAAGAGGCCAGAGAAGUGUUUGAGGAUGAUGCCGCCACGGCUGCAUUCUGGAGAGAGUACAGGGGUGGCUCCCCAUGCAUCUCUCAGCCCUGCCUCAACAAUGGCUCAUGCCAUGACACCAUCCGCAGCUUCACCUGCACCUGCUCGCCGGGCUUCGAGGGCAGGACCUGCACGCUGGCUAAGAACAGGUGCCACCCAGAGAGGCCUGACGGGUGCCAACACUUCUGCCACCCUGGUGAGGUGUCCUACACAUGCAGCUGUGCACAGGGCCACAAGCUGGGCAUAGACCGGAGAUCGUGCGCUCCACACGGGCAGUGUGCAUGCGGAGUCCUGACUUCCCAGCACAGCAAGACCCCAGAGAGCAGCGGGCUGUGGCCACCCCAUUUCCCGUGGCAGGUCAAACUGACAGAUCCCCAAGGGAAAGACUUCUGUGGCGGCGUCCUCAUCCAGGAGAGCUUCGUACUGACAACAGCACAGUGCUCACUGUCCCACGGGAACAUCAGUGUCAAAUCCAGUCCUGCUAGGCCGGGCAAGGCCCCGUGGGUGGCCAGGGUCAGGCGUGCACAUGUGCACACACACUACGACGCAGAGUCAGGCCAGAACGACGUCUCCCUGCUGGAGCUGGAGCAGCCUGUGCAGUGUCCUGGCUUGGGGCUCCCAGUAUGCACCCCAGAGCGGGACUUUACCGAGCAAGUCCUGGUCCCAGGGACGGUGGGCGUUCUCAGCGGCUGGGUGGUCAACGGCACCAACCUAGGCGACAUGCUCACGACCCUGCCAGUCACACAGGUGGAUGGGGAAGAGUGUGACCGAGCCCUGAAUGCCACUGUCACCACCCGGAUGUGCUGCGAGAGGGGCAGCAUGGCAGCCGGGCCAUGGGCGGCAGGAAGCGUGGUCACCAGAGAACACAAGGGAGCCUGGUUCCUCACAGGGAUGCUGGGUUCAGCGCCACUGCCACAGCAGCAGGUAGCCACGUUUCUUGUGACCAAGGUCUCAAGAUACACACUCUGGCUGAAGCAGACAAUGAGAUGAGCAAGACUGGGUCAGAAAGGGCAGGCCAUGAACAAGGCUGCACAUGGAACUCUGGGGACCUGAUGCCACGGCACCGCUGGCAGCACGAGGCUGUCCUUUUAAGCCACCAAUGAGUACGUGGACGGCCUCCUCCUAGGAGGUUUCAUCUAAAUCAAGACCUUAAAGAAAAACUGGACAUGCUCAGGAAUAAAACUGUCAAU